CACACCUUUCGCGCGUCGCGCGGGUGUGUCACAAUCAUCAUUGAUCAUCGUCGGUCGACGUCGUCAGUUCAGCAUCAGCUUAGCAGCGCAGCGGGUUCGUUUGUACCUGAACAUAAACAAAAGAGCGUGUGUUUUCCCAUCAUUGUUUUCCGUGUUUUCCUUUGUUGCGCGUUGUGGUUUCCCUGCGGAAUUUUCGUUCGAUUUCCCCCUCAUCGAUGGGCAUCGAUCCGUCCGAGCAGUGUCCAAAAUUUCUGCGUGAAAAUGUUCAGUGCUUGAUGGUUUCGGUGUGAAUGAGAAAUCCUCCCGUCGUCAGAAUAAUGCCACCGCGGUCAAAAUGUUAUGCGUCAUCAACGGGGUCGACGGUGUCGCUGAAGCGGUACCUUACGAUCAUUUCCUUGGUGGUUACGAUCGGGCUUACGGAAGCCCAGAAGGGAAUCUUUUUCGGGUGCUACCAGCGGGAUCGAUCCGGACAGCUGGAGCUACUGACUGACAGUCUGGACAAGUGCGUAGAGCACUGCGAGAAUGGCUAUUUCAGGUACGCCGCCCUUUCGGACACUCAGUGCUUUUGCUUCAAUACGAUACGGCUGCGUCAGAUCGAGGACAAAAACUGCCAUCUCAGGUGCCGCCAGAACGAGGACCACUCCUGUGGGGGCGACAAUGCGCAGAGUUUCUACGAAACCGGAGUGGACGUGGCCGGGCCAGUCAAGAAUCUCAAACUAGCCGAAAAGGAGACGGAAACUGCCAUCAAAGUUUCAUGGGAUGCCCCGUCGGUGGACGGAGUGCCGGUGGAGGAGUACGAAAUCGGUGCCGUGGCGUUGACCACCUUUGCCAACUAUCGACUGUAUCCGAUGAGUUGGAGUGUGCACAACAAUUCGCAAUCGUUUGAACUGUCCAGUCUGGUUCCGGGAACGCGAUACAACAUCUCCGUUACGAGUGUGUCGGAGAAGGGCGCCGGAGGAUCGACGUGGAUGGUGGCGCAGACGGAAAUUGGUGUUCCAGAUCCGGAACCAGAAGAACCGGUCAUUUUGCGCAGGUUGGACUCGACUAUCCAGAUUCAGAUUCAGAAGGCUAUCAACAAUAACGGACCGGUCAACUACUACCGGGUGGUGGUGCACUACGUGGACGACGAUUUGGUGCAGACGUUCGACGAGACCCUGCUGGACACAUAUCAACGGUCGCGGGAGAAGGGUGUCCCGUACUACAUUGCUGCCGAGGUGGAAAUGAAGGAGGAUUCAUUGCUGUUCACCGUGGGCGACAAGCGCCAUUACCGUAACUACUUUAACCCGGAAAUUCCUGCACGAAAGCACGUGCACAUUUCCAUCGGCAUUGUUAGCAUUCUGAAUAAUGUGGUCAAGGUGCGGUACGCUACCACCACCCACGAGCAGCACCAGCAUCCGGAUCACCAUCACGUAAACUCUACCAAUGCCCCGGAGAGAAAUGAAGCUCUUAUCACGGUACUGGCCGUGGCCUGCGUCCUGUUUGGUAUUGUGCUGCUGGCCAGUAUCGUACUCUAUGUUUACCUGCGCUACAAAACGCCUAGGAAUACUCGACCCCUUCGGGAUCACCACGAAAUGGCCUUGCAGGGACCCAUUUUGGAGGUUGAAAACAACGGCUUCAUUCCGGACAUUUACGAACAGCGUGGCUUCGAGGCGGAACUGCAUGACAUUAUCGAUUCGCUUGCGCCCCACCAGAAGCACGCCCGGAAGCAUCUGUCGCUGGAGAUCAACACCAUCCUGGGGUCGGGCAAGUACGGGGACAUCCUGAAGGGAAGCCUCCAACGUGAAGGUGUCGAACUGCCCGCCCAGGUGCACGUCAUUUCCGACGAUAUGGACAAAAUCGAUCAGAUUGGCUUCCUAAACGAGUUCCGGCGGGUCAUCAAGCUGGAACAGCAUCCGAACGUGCUGCAGCUUUACGGGGUCUGCGUCACGCCGGACUGGUGCUACGUGCUGUUCGAGGAGAUGCAAACCACGCUGAAGCAGACGCUGCUCAACGCGAGGAUACCAAAUAACGUCAACAGUCCGAAGUUUUCCACCAUUUCGGAGGAGAUCGUCGUCAACAUUCUGUGCCUGGUGUGCGACGGGAUGCAGUUCCUGGUGGAGAACAAUAUCGUCAACAAGAAGCUCUGCGCCCGGACCGUCUACGUCAACACCAAGUUCGAGGUAAAGGUAAGUGCCUUCGGUCCGCCCAUGUACGGUGGCGAAAACGGCCAGCAGGUUGACAUUAUCCGUUGGAACGCUCCGGAGGUGAUCAAAUUCCAGAACCACACGGCCAAAAGUGACGUCUGGUCGUUCGGGUUGCUUAUCUGGGAGUGCUGCUGUCUGGGCGCAACUCCGUUCGGAACGAUCACCACGGACAAUCUGUUCGCCAGCAUCCGGGCUGGCAGCAGGCCGGAAAAGCCCAGCUUUGUCUUCGAUGACCUCUAUCAGAUGUGCCUUAACUGUUGGGAUCCGGAUGCGGCAGAUCGGCCGGAAUUCGACGACGUCAGUCGCUACCUGAGACAAACGCUGCCCAUGUUGCGCUACAUGCUGUCCUUUGAGAGAAACCAAAGCGCGCAAAUACCGCCGUACUUACCGGACCUGGAGCUGAUUCCGUGAGAUGGAAUCGCGGGAAUCUCAUACAAAAAACAAAACGCAACUCAAGAUCAAAAUGCAAUCUUAUGACAAUAUUUUUGGAACGAUAAGUAUUUUGCUCUGAAUUCCGUCCAUUUUAUAUAGUGAAAUGAUAUUUUUAGACUGCGGAAGAUACUUUUAUCUAGACAAUAGUGCCUAACAGUAUGAACGUACAUAUAUUGUUGUAUUAGUUUUUUUUACGAAAAAAUAUGAAUCUUUUGAAAUGUAAUAAAACCUUUUGUAACAUAGAUCAA
Messenger RNA from Aedes albopictus (Asian tiger mosquito), 2863 nucleotides. RefSeq names its product putative inactive tyrosine-protein kinase Wsck (gene Wsck). Gene Ontology annotation, molecular function: protein binding; ATP binding; protein kinase activity. NCBI's taxonomy places the organism in Eukaryota, Metazoa, Arthropoda, Insecta, Diptera, Culicidae. Gene Ontology annotation, biological process: protein phosphorylation. The transcript is spliced from 4 exons. The coding region runs from base 291 to 2594 and encodes 767 amino acids. The record is from RefSeq and is a predicted model, not a curated record.